Molecule: messenger RNA, 1123 nt
Organism: Andrographis paniculata
Lineage: Eukaryota; Viridiplantae; Streptophyta; Magnoliopsida; Lamiales; Acanthaceae
Exons: 3
Coding region: 1-945 (314 amino acids)
Source: RefSeq, a predicted model, not a curated record
AUGCUCAGCUUCCUCUUUGCCGGCCAUAGCAAUGACGAGGAUAGCUCAGUCUCUUUCUUCUUCUGGGACGGAGAUGAUGUGUUCUUCACUUCCUUGUCAUCCUCCUCACCUGGAUCUGGAGCCUUACCGAUGGUAUUCUUCUGGCUUGUCUUCCGCGGCCUUGGGUUCCAGGUCUUGAAAUCCUCACUCGCACCUUGGUCAGCCUUUUCCGGUGGAUUAAGGUUUGGGAGCAGAUCUAGUUUUUUGCUUGUUGACGGAAGUUUGGUUUUGAUUUUGAUUUUUCUUUUAGAUUUGGAUGUGGAUAAGCAGAUCUCACUUUUAAGUUCAGCAUGUGUUUUAUUUCUUUCUGCAGAUUCAGAAGGAUCUGCUGCCGCUGCAGUGGAGGAAUCGCCAGUAGGGCCUGAUUUCAUGGGGCGGCGGCGAGGGGUAUUUCUGGGCUUCGGUGGUUCAGAGAUGGCCCCAUUGGGUGAUCAAGGGAAGAGAACUUCUGCCAUGAGAGACAUCCAGCCGCGUCGCCGCACAAUAAAUCCAAGGGAAACUCAGUCGUCCUCUUUGUCCACCCCUCUCUCAGGAAAAUGUGAACCAGAUGAGAUCUGCUCGUCAUUAAGACCUGCGCUGCAGAAGGACCCAAAACUGGCAGAUGACAGUGACGAGGAAGUGAAGACUUGGAACCUGAGGCCGCGUAAGCUGAUCGCAAAGAAGAGAGUGCUGAGCAUUACGGUCCCUCUGAGUCAGAAGGAGAUCAAAGAAGAUAUAAUUUCUAUGACGGGAGGGAUGAGGCCGCCCGGGCGACCCAAGAAGAGGCCGAAGCACCUUCAGAAUCACAUAGAUAUUAUCUCGCCCGGAGGAUGUCUUGACGACAUUUCUGACGAUACAUAUAAGGUACUUUUAAACGAAAAAUUAUCCCUAUGUAAUCUAUAUAUAUUAAUGUAUCAGUCAACUUGAUCAAAUUUUGGUAAUUAGUUCAUUUGAUAUGAUUGUAUGAUGAUGAUUAUAUGUGCAGAUUUAGACGAAGCUAGUCUGGUGUAAGCUUAUACUUUGGGGGAUGUAAAAGGGUUUGAACACACUUCUAAAAUAGUAGAGAACUCUUGUUUAGGUUUGCAAAUUGUUGUUGUUGUUUAUU